AUGACCAAACAAUGGGACAAGUACCGAGAGAUCAUCAUUGCCGAAUACAAGGACCACAAUAAACCGCUUCGUGAGGUCCAGCGAGUUAUGCUGGAGAAAUACGGGUUCAGAGCGUCGUUCCCCAUCGUCACGUGGUUCUUCUUCCCCUCGGCACCCUUCCCCACCCCUUUCCCCGGCAUUCAGAAGGACCUGCUCAACCAAAAAACGCGCGCAUACAGAUCGCGUUUCGACCGGUGGGGAGUCCACAAGUACUCGCGGCGCAGGCGCCUGCGGUCUACGAGCCCCGGCCGAAGGGAGUCGUUCUGCGACGGAGCCGCCCCUGAUGACGACGACAGCAACUCUCAAGCGGCCUCGCCGCCCGAUACGACCCCAAUGGAGCUGCUCACUCCGGGACUCUGCGUAGCAUCACCGGAAAUGGGCUUCAGGAGGUGA
Chaetomium strumarium is the source of this 432-nucleotide messenger RNA. RefSeq names its product Clr5 domain-containing protein. NCBI's taxonomy places the organism in Eukaryota, Fungi, Ascomycota, Sordariomycetes, Sordariales, Chaetomiaceae. Bases 1 to 432 code for a protein of 143 amino acids. The transcript is spliced from 3 exons. The record is from RefSeq and is a predicted model, not a curated record.